This is a messenger RNA of Botrytis fragariae, 1721 nucleotides long. RefSeq names its product putative ras modification protein erf4 protein. Gene Ontology annotation, cellular component: extrinsic component of endoplasmic reticulum membrane; endoplasmic reticulum palmitoyltransferase complex. Gene Ontology annotation, biological process: peptidyl-L-cysteine S-palmitoylation; protein targeting to membrane. The transcript is spliced from 3 exons. The record is from RefSeq and is a predicted model, not a curated record. The coding region runs from base 1 to 1698 and encodes 565 amino acids. Lineage: Eukaryota; Fungi; Ascomycota; Leotiomycetes; Helotiales; Sclerotiniaceae.
AUGGAAAAGAAGAGAUUUACUGAAAUAUCAGGCAUUUCAGGCAUUUCAUCACACUCAACCCAACAAGCGAAUCAAAAACUUCAAUUCCUGCAGGACUCCUAUCUAACUGCAUCACAUUGCAUUAAAAUUACCAAUCGACCAAAUGCCCCUCCAUCAGCGAUUGGAAACGCGAGAAUUCCAUCCCCAAGUCAUCAACCUCCAUAUCCAUCACCAAGCCCUGUGCCAACCAAUCGCGAUCAACCACAAGUUCGAAUAAGUAGUCCUACGAGGUAUAGUUGGAGGAACGCUUUACAAGGUGUUGCAAAUCCUGGUACAACCGAAACCUUCCCAAAUCCCUUUAGACCUCGUGCUGGCUCAAGAAGUACUUCAAGGGGGAGACCGAGAAGACCAAGUACAUCUAGAUUGUGGAAUCCGACAAAUUCAACCCCGAGAGCAUAUCCUCAGCCAUCUCCAAAAAGACAUCAGUCACCGCCGGAAGAACGACCGGUUAUUGCGAUACCCCUUCAACAUCCAGAUAUAUCAAAUUUACGGGAGGGAGCCAGUGCUGGAGGCGAUUACCCAUUAUUAACGUUACCGGAACAGCGACAACAAAGACAUUCCGCAUCUACGAGGGCAAGUUUACAGGUUGAUAGGAGUGGAAGUUCAUUGAGUUCGCAUCGAAUAUCUUUACCAAGAACGGUUAGCAUAGACCUUGCGCGAAAUCGAAAAAGCGGUGAUUCUCCUCUUACACCUACUGCCGGACCAAAACUUGAUAAGGGUAAGGGAAAAGCUGUCGAAGAAGAGCCUGUUAUAACUGUUGCGACAACAUUGGAGAAGCUUACUGGAAGGGCUCCAGAAGGAAGACAACUUACUCCGACACCUGUCUCGGGCAUCUCUUUCGAUUUCAGUAAAGCAGCUAUGUCUACGGACCUCGAGCGCGGUCCCAAUACCCUCAAUCCGUAUAAUCCAUCUGGCACAUCGCCAAUACCACAUGCGAACGAUUCAAACAUUUCAUUGCCAGGCGGUAUCGGUUCCGCAUUAUCCUCAAAUGGCACAUCGAUAGUUGGGGAAGAGCCAGGGGAGGGAGAUGAUGAUGCUUGGGGUCCCCAACAUCCAUGCUUUCCACAUAUGAAUAUGCAUGUUCCACUCUCAUCGCCUUUAUACAAUACAACACGCAUAAUACGUAUUCGUCGUGAUUGGAUGUUGGAAGGAGAUCUCGCGCCUACAUUUUCAAAUUUGUAUCCAGAAAUUUUGGAUCCGGCCGGGGUUACAGAACAGGAUUUUAGAGGCUUGAUUGAGAGGAUUAACAAUGAAUUAAUACCGGCUUUUAAUCCUUGGGGUGCGAGAAAUAUCUUCGAUGGGUUGAUGGGCUUGGUGACGGGUUGGGUAUGGGAUGAUUUGGGCUGGACGGGGGUGAAGUCUCGGUUGAAUCGUGUCGAAAUGUGGUUGGAGGAAUGGAAUAGAGAUAUGGAAUCGAGGGCAAAGGAGCCGGGAACAGCUCCAAAAAUCGUGAGCUUGAGGAGAACGGGAUAUAUGAAUCUCGAUAUUCAAGUCCCAGAUCCGGAAAUUUCAUAUCCCGCCACAAUACCCGAAUCAGAUCGUUUAGAUUCGGGGAUUUCGCAAAAUACACAUGUCACGGGAUCCCCACCGGAACAUGAGUUACUAGCUACCAUACCAAGUAGAAGUCAGAAGAGUGACCAUGUGGAAACCGUUUCUUAGGUGGCGGUGGGCGAUGAGAGCUA